Molecule: messenger RNA, 808 nt
Organism: Sphaeroforma arctica JP610
Lineage: Eukaryota; Ichthyosporea; Ichthyophonida
Exons: 6
Coding region: 30-680 (216 amino acids)
Biological process (GO): telomere maintenance; double-strand break repair
Cellular component (GO): nucleus
Molecular function (GO): protein binding; protein serine/threonine kinase activity
Source: RefSeq, a predicted model, not a curated record
GAAAUGCAUUCGCUCGCUCACUGGCAGCCAUGAGCAUCAGCCACUAUGUGUUGGGAAUCGGAGAUCGCCAUUUAUCCAACGUAAUGUUUGACACGUCCAGUGGAACCAUAGUGGGUAUCGAUUUUGGCCAUUCACUCGGCUCGGCGACUGUGACACUACCUGUACCUGAGUUUGUGCCAUUCCGGUUGACGGGGCAGAUGACGGGCUUUUUGCAUCCUCACAGCGCCAACGGCCUGAUACGCGUUGCCAUGGUUACCGCAAUGAGUGCGCUACACGAUCAGCGAAAUAUCAUCUUGCGCAUUAUGGACGUGUUCGUACACGAGCCACUGGCAGAGUGGGAGUCCAUGGCCAAAAGACAGCACACGUCGGGCGACACUGACGCGCAGAUUGAACCCAAUUGGUAUCCAAUGCAAAAGAUUCGCACCGUGCAACAGAAACUCGACAAGGCGCACCCCUCCAUGAUUAUGACAGAAGAGGCGAAACGCAAUCCGAACUUCCACUCUCACACCCUCGCUCAUAUGGUCAACGCCAUUGAGGGCGAUGCUGCUGUUAAUGUGCGCGCAACAUUGGGCUCAAAUACCACACUCACUAUUGAGCAGCAGGUCGACUGCCUCAUCGACAUCGCAACCGACCCAAAUAUAUUGGGACAUACCUGGGAGGGCUGGGAGCCGUGGAUGUAACUGCCGCAGGAAUAUUGGUUUUUUUAGAUUGUACUUGUGUCAUGACCAUGCACAUGUUCAUGACAACGAUAUAUAAUACAUUGAAGAAGAAAAUAGCAUACUUUGUUUCUAAUAAAACUCAUUUCCCA